GUUUAUAUGCACCUCCAUAUUGCAUGUUAGGGUCGUGUAACAUCCAAGCUGCCUUUUCGAUAACCUUUACAUCAAGUGUCUCCUGCGAAUACCCGUAAUCGCAACGUGCGCUCAAUACCUGCUAGGCGACCAACGUAUCAUUGGCUUUCUGAGGUACUGGAGUAGAGAAAUGAAAAGCUCUGUAGGCUCAACACCCUCGUCGUCGCAUAGCCAGCCAGCAAAGAUGGAGCUGAAGCCAUGCCAAAAGAACUGUCAUGGACUUCUGCUAUACUUUCCACCGGUACCUCAACGUCAAAAAGAUGGCAGUUUGACAUCUUCCUCUUGGCGCAGCAGCGAGCCGGUAUGCUUGGGGCUAUCAAGCGUGCGGCAAGGUCCUGCAUUCGACCUGGAACAGUUGCAAGAAGCAAGAGCAAUUCCGGAGGGGCAUAGCGUGGACUACUCGGUAGUGCUAGGACAUGCCGUGUAUCAGCAGACCGGUAGCAGUCGAGAAGAGCAGGCCCUUCCGCCCGGCUGCGCUGCUGGUCUUGAGGUUAUGCGCUUCAGAAACUUCCAGCUGCGCGAGUCAGAGUCGGCUGCUCGGCGAUCAACCUCUUCACUCGCGUCAACGCUCCAAGCUUACGCCAAGAGCUUCCGCAUGCUCUCCUCCGAUGACGACACCGAAAAGAGUGGAAGCCGGACAUGGGCCAGCAUUCUCGCCUUCGACCCAGAGCAGUACAUGACCAAGUUCAGUGCCCAGGCCGGCAAGAACGUGACUGCCAUGUCCAAGUGGCUCAGCGAGCUCCAAGAGGCAGUCUCCAAGCCCAAGGCAUGAGGGGUUUGAGAAACCGGUACCGAACGAAUUCGGGGAAGAGCACAUGGCUCAGGGUAUGUGUGUGCAAGUUGGCUGUCGUAUUUAUGAGCGGUGAUUCGCCGGGACUUCUGCGCGGAAGGACUACAAGUGGGUUCAACGUCGCAGUUUGCGCAUUCCGUCUACGCAGGAGAUAGAGUAUACGUGAUUGAGGUGAUGGCAACAUUUAUGUUAUCCUCUCGCUAUUGUUAUGGGGUGCCGUACUUCCAACCCAAAUCCUGGAAGCUUUGGUUUUAGCACCCAACUGCGCCACAAAGCCUCCUUUGUCUUCAACUUGAGUAUCCUCUUAUUCGCCUUAUUUAAAGUCGUCCAUUACAGUUUUACGUAUUCGGCUGUCACGAGAGGUGUAAGCGUGCUUUUCGGGUGUUUCCAUGAGCUGUGUCAUGUCAGCAACUCACGCAGGCCCUGGCCACGUGAUAUGGCGGGAUUGCUGUGUGCAUGUACCGGUACCAAGUGAUGUAGGUGGGUCCUUGUAGUGUACUUAUGUCCGUACUGUGGCCAUCUGGGUCUCACCUCUUGUUGUCGUGAGCCAUGGCCGCAAACGCUGGGUGUUUUAUGAAGGUUGCUGUACAACUAUCGUAAGUCUUGCGGUGAUCAACCCUACCGCUGCUACCAGGACACGCAGAUGACAUGGGUUUCUUUGCUAGGACAGGCUGGUCCCGAAUUGGUGUAUCUCGGCCCGCGUGAACUUGUACCAUACAUAGCACAGCUUGGGCGUCCUGGAGGUAUGUUUUCUCUAUUGCCCGUUUCAUGGGUCGCCUUGGCAAUACGUUCGAAUUCGUGUUAAGUCGCUGCCGUGUGUUAGGGUUGCUCCGUGUGGCGCUUUCUAACCCUAGGUAAUGGGCAUUCCGUGCAUUCCCCUGCUGCGGUUGGUGACAGACGCCCACUUGUGCUGCUGGACUUUCGUGGCGGCGGGGGCAUGGCCCCCAUGCCCGGACUUGCUUGUAAAAUGGUAACGGACUGAACUAGGGCCCUCUUGAGCGGCAUGCAAGGGCAGUCAACGGUAAUGUGUAUGACAACUGCGUCAUGGCAAGCUUGGGGCAUGUGUAUGAAGCGUGCCCCGCGGGGUGUGCGUGGCAGGAGGGUUCCUUUUUUCCCGUCAGGUGGUCCUGUAGACGGUAACCUUCAGAGGUGUUUCCCUGGUUUUCAGUUGUUUCCUCCUCUGCUGGAGUUUUGGUUUAGUGGUCUUCCUGGCCUCCCUCUGUAACAGUCCACAUCGGAAAAA
Molecule: messenger RNA, 2072 nt
Organism: Astrephomene gubernaculifera
Lineage: Eukaryota; Viridiplantae; Chlorophyta; Chlorophyceae; Chlamydomonadales; Astrephomenaceae
Source: the annotation of a GenBank genome assembly